GACGGGCCGGGCCGCGCGCAGAGUCGACGGCGGGCGUCGCCCCGCGGAGGACAGCGCGUCGGCGGCCGCGGCCGCCCAGCUGCAGAAGAUGAAUAAUCUUUCAUUUAGCGAGCUAUGUUGCCUCUUCUGUUGUCCACCUUGCCCAGGAAAAAUUGCUUCAAAGUUAGCAUUUUUGCCACCUGACCCAACAUACACUCUGAUGUGUGAUGAAAGUGGAAGCCGCUGGACUUUACACCUGUCAGAAAGAGCGGACUGGCAGUACUCUUCCAGAGAAAAAGAUGCUAUUGAGUGUUUCAUGACGAGAACCAGUAAAGGCAAUAGAAUCGCUUGUAUGUUUGUGCGUUGUUCACCCAGUGCUAAAUAUACCUUACUCUUCUCACAUGGAAAUGCUGUUGAUCUUGGUCAGAUGAGCAGCUUUUACAUAGGUCUGGGGUCCCGGAUUAACUGUAAUAUAUUCUCAUAUGAUUACUCUGGAUAUGGUGCUAGUUCUGGAAAACCAACAGAGAAGAACCUAUAUGCAGAUGUUGAAGCUGCCUGGCUGGCUCUUCGGACAAGAUACGGCAUCCGCCCUGAAAAUGUGAUUAUUUAUGGCCAGAGCAUAGGAACGGUACCAUCUGUGGAUCUUGCUGCUCGGUAUGAGAGUGCUGCUGUUAUUCUUCAUUCUCCUUUGACCUCAGGAAUGCGAGUUGCUUUCCCUGAUACCAAGAAGACCUACUGUUUUGAUGCAUUCCCAAAGAAUACAAAGGAUAUUCUUGUGAAUGGGAAGCCAGAAGCCAAGUCAUCACUAGGUUCUUUAGCAGAAGAGCAAAAGUUAUUUCAAAAACAUUAUUUAUUCAGUGUUGGACUAGAGAGAUGUUACAAAUAUGAGGACCUGAGUUCUUCCCCUAAAUCCCAUUUUUAAUUAAAAAAAAACAAACAAAAAGAUAUUGCUGCUCGAAGGUAAAUCAGUUAGUAUCAGAGCUGGUGAGGGGUCGGAAAUAGAAACUGGUAGAUCCCUGGGACUCCUGGCCCACUGAACAUAGUCUGUUUAGCUGAAUGAUGGGAGUUACAAAGUUGGUCUGGUGACACAUAACCCACUUUUUCUGUCUUUUUCAUGAUUGGCAUACCUAGAUACUUCCCAGAAAUAAGCUAGUUGAAAAAGAAAAUACACUGUUAAUUCCUUUAUGGUGGACAUUUCUGCAUUGUUUUAUUGGGAAACAGAGCCUUGAGAGUACAGAGAUUGCUUAGCAGUUUCACUGAGUAAUAAGAUUACAUCUUACUUAAUAGUUAAAUUGUUUUUCUCUGUUGUCCAGAUUGGAGGGGGAAGGGUUGCAGAAAACAUGUUUGUAAGAUUUCCACUGCAUAGUUUCUCCUCUCAAGUUGCCUUUCUAAAGUUCUGUUUGCUUUGGUCUCUAUCAUACAUUUGAAGUGUUCUCUUCAGUAUCUGAUCAUUCUUGGCUAUGCACUCUUAUGUAAGAGAGGAGAACCAAAGAGCUACUCUGGUACACUUGUGCAAAGAAAACUGUGGAACUCUGCCUUGGAUGAGGAAGCCUGCCAGCCAGCAUUCUCAGAAGCCAAACAAGCCCCACAGAGCCAGCCUUUUAUGUGUUGUGUGCCUGUGGUACCUCUCCCCUAAGCUGGAGUCCUGCAUCUACAGACCUUUCAAAGUUGAAGGAAGAAAGUUACUCAGCUUUUCUAAGAAGUCUGGGAAAGAGGCCUUACUGUAUUUUAAAGGGACUUUGAAGGGUUCCUUCAUGUUUCAGUCCCUCCCCCAUCUCCAUGGCAAUGCCUGGGCCCUCUGGGGUGUUUCCAUUGUAACUUGCUUUUUCACUUUGCCUCCUGUUUACUUUAUAUUGUGGUUUUACCUGUCCUUUUAAUCAGUUGUUUCACACAUUCAUCUGCUUUCUAGCUUCAAGCCUUUUUACAUUAAUAGUCUCCCUGUUUUUUGUUAGUUUAUAACCUUAAACCAGAACAAAAACAAAAACAUUGUGCUUGAAUUUUAGUAACUGAUAGCAGGGAAUGAAAUUAGAGCAGUCAGGUGUCAUCCUUGGUUUGUUUCUUGAAGCCUAGGGAAAAGUCAGCACUGUAGGAAGGUGUUUCCGGGUAAGAAUGGCCCUGAGUGACUCAAGCAGAAGAAGUGUGCAAAGAUGACUCCUCCACCCCUGAGAGUGCAUAGAAAGGGUGGGUGGCUGGGUCCUGCUCAGACCUAAGUGGCUUCCAUCCCUAAAGCUGAUCUGUAUGCUUGUAAUGUUCUAACACAAGAUACUUGAUUUCCUUUUUAUAUAGUUCAUUGAUUUUUUUACU
This is a messenger RNA of Arvicola amphibius (Eurasian water vole), 2283 nucleotides long. RefSeq names its product abhydrolase domain containing 17B, depalmitoylase (gene Abhd17b). The transcript has 4 exons. Gene Ontology annotation, biological process: protein depalmitoylation. Gene Ontology annotation, cellular component: plasma membrane; endosome membrane. The record is from RefSeq and is a predicted model, not a curated record. Lineage: Eukaryota; Metazoa; Chordata; Mammalia; Rodentia; Cricetidae. Bases 89 to 901 code for a protein of 270 amino acids. Gene Ontology annotation, molecular function: palmitoyl-(protein) hydrolase activity.